CCACCCCCCCCCCCCCCCCCUCCCCCCCCCCCCCCCCCCAAAACCCCCCCCCCUCCCCCCCCCCCCCCCCCCCCCCUUUUUUUUUCCCCCCCCCCCCCCCCCCCCCCCCCCCCCUUUCCCCCCCCCCCCCCCCCCCCCCCCCCCCCCCCUUUUUUUUUUCCCCCCCCCCCUUUUUCCCCCCUCCCUUUCCUUCCCCCCCCCCCCCCCCCCCCCCCCCCCCCCCCCCCCCCCCCCCCCCCCCCCCCCCCCCCCCCCCCCCCCCCCCCCUUUCCCCCCCCUUUUUUUCCCCCCCCCCCCCCCCCCCAACCCCCCAACCCCCCCCCCCCCCCCCCCCGGGGGCCCCCCCCCCCCCCCCCCCCCCCCCCCCCCCCCCUUUCCCCCCCCCCCCCAACCCCUACCCCCCCCCCCCCCCCCAAAAAACCCCCCCCCAAACCCCCCCCCCCCCCCCCCCCCCCCCCCCCCCCCCCCCCCCCCCCCCCCCCCCCCAAAACCCCCCCCCCCCCCCCCCCCCCCCCCAACCCCUUUUUUUAAACCCCCCCCCCCCCCCCCCCCCCCCCCCCUCCCCCCCCUUCCCCCCCCCCCCCCCCCCCCCCCCCAAAAAACCCCCCCCCCCCCCCCCCCCCCCCCCCAAAAAAACCCCCCCCCCCCCCCCCCCCCCCCCCCCACCCCCCCCCCCCCCCCCCCCCCCCCCCCCCCCCCCCCCCCCCCCCCCCCCCAAAUCCCCCCCCCCCCAAACCCCCCCCCCCAACCCCCCCCCCACCCCCCCCCCUUUUUAACCCCCCCCCAACCCCCCCCCCCCACCCCCCCCCCCAUUUUUGCCCCCCCCCCCCCCCCCCCCCCACCCCCACCCCCCCCCCCCCCCACCCCCCCCCCCCCCCCCCCACCCCCCCCCCCCCCCCCCCCCCCCCCCCCCCCCCCCCCCCCCCCCCCCCCCCAACCCCCCCCCAACCACCCCCCCACCCCCCCCCCCCCCCCCCCCCCCCCCCACCCCCCCCCCCCCAACCCCCCCCCCCCACACCCCCCCCCCCCCCCCCCCCCCCCCCACCCCCCCCCCCCCCACUCCCCCCCCCCCCACCCCCCCCCCCCCCCACCCCCCCCCCCCCCCCCCCCCCACCCCCCCCCCCCCCCCCACCCCCCCCCCCCCCCCCCCCCACCCCCCCCCCCCCCCCCCCCCCACCCCCCCCCCACCCCGUAUCUCCCACUACAGGAGCUGUUAAUCACCGAUCUCCGCUUAGGUUCCUUUGUAAUGGGGGAGGAAUAACACUAGAGCAAUCAGACCAGCAGUCUCAUAAAGCAGAAGGAGCACUGGGUUUGUCUCAGGGCGAGUCCACUUCAUUAGCGCUCGAGUUAGCCAAACUCAUCUUGAAACAACCAGAGAGCAGCAAGCAUUUGCUAGGGAGUAGUUUGGUAGAGAAGGAGAGGAGUCUCAUCUUUCUUCCCAACAGCCUGACAAGAGUAGAGAUCGUCAGAGAAGAGUUCCUGACUGGAGGACGAAGUGGCAGGACUAAGGGGAACGACGACACCAACCAAGUCACCUGGGAAUGUCAGCAAGUAGGAAAUCCUGGACAUCACAUUAAACCUGCACCACUCCAUCCCAUAUCCACAGAUGGAGAACCUUUUGCAGAGUUAAUCAUUGAUUGUGUAGGUCCAUUACCUAAGUCCAAGUCUGGGAACCAGUACUUACUCACUAUUAUGGACAAAGUUACUAGGUAUCUAGAAGCAGUCCCUAUGUGCAGUAUCAACACCAAAGCCAUUCUUAAUGCCCUUACUAAAUUCAUAUCCUGCUUUGGCAUUCCUAAGUUUAUUCAGAGUGACCAAGGUACCAAUUUUACUGCCAAAGCGUUUAGGGAAGCAUAG
Messenger RNA from Cherax quadricarinatus, 1857 nucleotides. The record is from RefSeq and is a predicted model, not a curated record. Lineage: Eukaryota; Metazoa; Arthropoda; Malacostraca; Decapoda; Parastacidae.